UUCGGCCAUGAUUCGGACAUCCGACGGCAGAAAUGUGCUAUAUGGGUUACCUCCAACAGGCCUCUUGAUUGCUAAGCGUUCGAACAAUUUGUCUUCAACAGCUACACAAGGAAGUUGCUCCAAUGCUGCAGAAUUGUCGUCUAGUAAUCUGAUGGAUAUUUCAAGCAACACAGUUGGUCGGUUACAUACUGAAGCUUCGUCUUCUACUGUGGAUUUCUCUACUCAAGAAGUAUUUCAGCCAGGUAAUGGUACAGAAGCAUUAGCCCACAUAACACAAGGCAGUCCGUCGGAUGUCCGACAGAUGUCGGGGUCGGAUGUUGAGUUACAGUGUGCCCACUUUUGGUGAUUUGUCACCAUUUUGGUGAUUUCGGGCUGUUUGAUGGUGUUCAAAUGGUGUCAGAAAAUAAUGGUGAUUUUUGUAUUUUUUGGGAAUUUUUGGAUAUCAAAAAAAAAUUUAUUUAAGUUGCUCAAAUUUAAGGUUGAGAUUUUAAUUUUUAAAAUUUUAAUUAACCAAACUUGGCAACCGAUGGGGUAGUUGUAGCUUGUACCUUGUAGGGAGUUGUAGCACACUGGCGACACUGUCUGCAAGUGCAAGACCACACAACUAACCAAUGUCAACAUUGCUAGUGGUGCUACUGUGCUAGUGCUAGUCUACAUAAGUAUAUAUGGUUGUUUAAUGUUUACAACUAAUUCAAAAUGAGCUCUGAGUCCUCUGACGAAGUCGAGGAAGUUUCGUCAAGCCAGGGCCAGGCUAAGCGAAAGAAAACUCAAGACAGUAAGUCAUCCUCAAAAAAACCAAGGCAGUUUAAUCCAGAUUGGCUAAAUGAGAAUAAGCAUCCAAAAUUUGCUAAGUGGCUAAUGCUGAAACUCAAUCCACAGACUGGAGAGAAUCAAGCAUUUUGUAGAGCUUGUGCGUUGUUUUAUCAAAAUCAUAAGGGAGAUUUAGAAAAACAUGUUGACCGUACCCAACACAAACAGAAUAUGGAAAAAUUCCCAGAGUUGCUUAAGCAACAGGAUCGUUUAGCCAAUUUUGCAUCUCCACUUAGGGAUCGUAUCACUAAUCUUGAACUACGAAUUUUGGCUCAUAUAUGUGAAAAUAGUCAAUCAGUGUGUUCUGCUCAAGGAAUGCUUGAAGUGAUGCAGACAGAAGGAAAUGAUCUCAUAUUCAAGAAAGCCACAUUAGGAUAUACAAAAGCAGGCAACUUGAUAAGAGAAGGAUUUGGAAAAUUUUGUACACAACAAACAGCAAGUAAACUGAAGAAAAGUCUGCCCUUAUCUCACUUUGGCGUCACAGAUCGCUAUGCGUUGUAUAAUAUGAAAGUUGACGAUUAUUGGAAAGCAGUUCUCUCUACUCUAAAUCCUUGCGGUGAACCCGUUUUCCCUAAUCUAACUGAGUGCAUGUACCUCUUGUUAUGUUUGCCAUUUAGUAACGCAUCAGCCGAGAGGGUAUUUAGUCAUUUGAAGGAAGUCAAGGAUGAUAAGCAAAAUCGGCAGGAGACUCCUACUACUGAUGCAAUUCUCAAAGCAAAAUUUUGGAUGUUGAAUGAAGAAAAGUCAGCUUCAAAAAUCCAAUUUCCAAAAGAACUUGUCAUUUUAGCCAAAAAUGUUAAAUCGAACGCACCAAUUAUCCAUGAAUAGUGCGCCGUUUUCCCUCAUUCGUUAACACAGAAUACCAAAUUUAGAAAUUGUUUUUAACACUUACAAGCAAUGUUUAACCUGUAACUUUAAUUUGAGUGUGUUUUAAUUGAUACAUAAACAAGAAUUAACGCUUUUCAACCUUUUAAAACGUUUUUUUGUAUUAAAAACUUAAAAAAAUUUGGUGGUGAUUUUUUGGUGUUUUUGACUUUGGCGAAUGGUGAUUUUUCCGAAAAUCUGGCAACUGUUUGGGGAUUUCGACUACCAAGCAAGUGGGCACACU
Daphnia magna is the source of this 1918-nucleotide messenger RNA. RefSeq lists its product as uncharacterized. The record is from RefSeq and is a predicted model, not a curated record. Lineage: Eukaryota; Metazoa; Arthropoda; Branchiopoda; Diplostraca; Daphniidae. Gene Ontology annotation, molecular function: protein dimerization activity. The transcript has 6 exons. The coding region runs from base 697 to 1638 and encodes 313 amino acids.